This is a messenger RNA of Necator americanus (New World hookworm), 525 nucleotides long. RefSeq lists its product as uncharacterized. The transcript has a single exon. The coding region runs from base 1 to 525 and encodes 174 amino acids. NCBI's taxonomy places the organism in Eukaryota, Metazoa, Nematoda, Chromadorea, Rhabditida, Ancylostomatidae. The record is from RefSeq and is a predicted model, not a curated record.
AUGUCGCUCUGUCUCACCUUUAUCGACUUGAAGAAGUCUUUCGACUCAGUUGAGACGGAAGCGGUAGUGGAAGCCUUGGACAACCAACGUGUCCCUACUCAGUACAUAAAGGUACUUCGAGAGUUGUACAGUGACUUCACGACCAGAAUUUCGCCAUUUUACAAGAAUAUCGUCGUAGACGUGAAGAGGGUGGUCCGACAGGGUGAUACACUCUCACCCAAAAUAUUCACAGCCACCUUCGAGAACGCAAUGCGAAAGUUGGAAUGGGACGACAUGGGAGUGAAGGUUGAUGGUCGGCAGCUACACCAUUUGUGCCUUGCUGAUAACAUCGUGCUGAUAACACCUAGUAUCAGCCAAGAGGAACGAAUGCUGACCGAAUUCGACGAAACAUGUAGAUGCAUCGGUCUUCAGCUGAAUCUACAAAAGACGAUGUUCAUGCGCAAUGGGUCUCGGAUGCCCCAUUCACGCUCAACGGAACGAACAUAUCCGAAAGCACCAGCUACGUUUAUCUGGGUCGGGAAUUGA